AUGAAGGUACUAUUCUUCUCGACCUGGCCCUUGAUCGCGGCCUGCACGGCGAUUCUACUCACAGGUAUUUGUGAAACCGGGAUUAGAUUUAUAGAAGCCUUGAUUUUCAGUUUACGGUAUGUGAAUGUGAUUUCUUAAGCUACUUUUGCGAGUGACUUUUAAAUUUGAAGAAAAUUAACCUCAUAGAAAUAUAAUCUUGCUCAGAAAAAAAGAAAAUUUUGAAAAUCGCUCAGAUUCUUGAAAAUAUCAACUGAUCAGUUCAAAACUCUGCAAAUCUCAAGUUGAAAAUCUACCGAGUUUCUUACAAUAAAGACGCACUUUGACAUCUUCAGGAAGUUUGUCUAGCUUAUUGUAUGAAGUUUUGACCUUUCUUUGAAAAACAAUUGAAAAAAAUCGCAAAUUGAUCUAAUUUAUCUGAUCCCACGUUAUUUCAAAACAGUGAGCAACUUUUUUUCAUUGUUAAAUCAAAAAAAUUUCGAGAUAAACUAUCAAACUUGCAGCUCACUUCUCCAAGUAGCUUUCUGAAAAUUUGGAAAAAAAUAUUUAACUGAUAAAAUAUUAUCAGACUUCGCCCUGUCACAAGUCGCCAUCAACUGCUACAACUGCAUGGUUCCUCUUGGAGCUUCUGGAAUCGAGAAUUACUGCACGGACUCUACCAUUUGCUCUGGUUUCUAUUGUACGAAAGGUCCCGACGCAGAAUGUGGGUUUUGAACAGGAAAUGGGAAAAAGCAUGAAAAUGCACUUUUUCUCAUGUUCAAGGGCAGUAAGAAAAAAUAACCGUAGAAGCCUCUGCAAAAGGUUAAAAAUAACGGUUUUUACAUAAUUUGCACGAGUUUCGCAGCUUCAUGAAAGUCCUAAGAAGCCCUGAGCUGAAUGAAAAACACGAAGACUUAACGAAAUUUGAUCUUCAGCGUAGGAAACCUUUGAAAGAAAGUUAAAAACAAAUAAAAAAAUAAUGAAGAACCAAAAAAAUAUUGUUCCAGAGAAAAUAGAGCAUAAAUUUUUGAAAAAAAAAACCGAAAGCUUAAAAUUGAUGAGUUUUUUUAAAAUUUCGUAGGAAAUUGAAGUAAAAAUUUGCAAAGAUAUAUCAAAAACUUGACUUUUGAUAGCCUCCCUUGAAGCUUCAAAGUUUGUGUGCUUCAAAAGGAGAAUCCUGAACUCGGUCCUUCUGGAACCUUGAACAUACAAAAACUUCAAAACUUUCUAAAGACUUUGAUUGAAUUCAAAGAAAUGAUGAAUUUCAGCCAAUGGUAUCCUUCACUCAUGCACGAAUACCCCACCUCUCGAUGGCUGGAAUGGAGGUUCUUUCACUUGUUUUGAACUCUGAUAGUUUGAAUCAUCUUUCUAGAAUGCAAGACGGUGCCAAACACCAAAGGGAAACACGUCAACUGCUACUGCAGCAACAUCGAGUUCUGCAACUGCGCUCUCAAGUCCGCUUCCAUCAUCUUCCUGCUCAUUGUCUUCUUCGUCGGCGUCUUUUUGCCUGCCUAA
Molecule: messenger RNA, 1491 nt
Organism: Caenorhabditis auriculariae
Lineage: Eukaryota; Metazoa; Nematoda; Chromadorea; Rhabditida; Rhabditidae
Source: the annotation of a GenBank genome assembly